Molecule: messenger RNA, 1501 nt
Organism: Prionailurus viverrinus (fishing cat)
Lineage: Eukaryota; Metazoa; Chordata; Mammalia; Carnivora; Felidae
Gene: YBX2
Product: Y-box binding protein 2
Exons: 9
Coding region: 16-1086 (356 amino acids)
Biological process (GO): regulation of gene expression
Cellular component (GO): nucleus
Molecular function (GO): nucleic acid binding
Source: RefSeq, a predicted model, not a curated record
ACUGGACCCGGCGGGAUGAGCGAGGCGGAGGCGGCAGCGGUGGCGACCGCGGCGACGGUGCCCGCGACGGCGGCAGGGGUGGUAGCGGUGGUGGUACCGGUGCCCGCGGGGGAGCCACAGAAAGCAGGCGGCGGGGCAGGCGGCGGGGUCGGAGCCGCCUCGGGCCCCGCUGCCGGGACCCCCUCGGCGCAGGGUCCCCGCACCCCGGGCAACCCGGCGACGGCAGCCUCGGGGACCCCCGCGACACCGGCCCGGAGUCAGGCGGACAAGCCGGUGCUGGCGAUCCAGGUCCUGGGCACCGUCAAGUGGUUCAACGUCCGGAACGGUUAUGGAUUCAUCAACAGGAAUGACACCAAGGAGGAUGUCUUUGUUCACCAGACGGCCAUUAAAAGAAACAACCCCAGGAAGUUCCUGCGCAGCGUGGGCGACGGGGAGACGGUGGAGUUCGAUGUCGUGGAGGGAGAGAAGGGCGCCGAAGCUGCGAACGUAACUGGGCCGGGGGGCGUGCCAGUCAAGGGCAGCCGCUACGCCCCCAACCGACGCCGGUUCCGCCGCUUCAUCCCCCGGCCGCGCCCGGCCGCCCCGCCGCCCAUGGUGGCCGAGGCCCCGUCGGGCGGGACGGAGCCAGGCAGCGAAGGGGAGCGCGCCGAGGACUCCGGGCAGAGGCCCAGGCGGCGGCGCCCGCCCCCCUUCUUCUACCGACGGCGCUUUGUGAGAGGCCCUCGGCCCCCCAACCAGCAGCAGCCUAUAGAGGCCACCGAUGGGGUGGAGCCCAAAGAGACAGCCCCAUUGGAGGGGGACCAACAGCAGGGAGACGAGCGGGUCCCCCCACCCAGAUUCCGGCCUAGGUACCGAAGGCCUUUCCGCCCCAGGCCGCCCCAGCAGCCUACCACAGAAGGUGGGGAUGGUGAGACCAAGCCCAGCCAGGGCCCCGCGGACGGGUCUCGGCCCGAGCCCCAGCGCCCGCGAAACCGGCCCUACUUCCAGAGGCGGCGGCAGCAGCCACCCGGACCCAGGCAGCCCACAGCCCCGGAGACCUCAGCCCCCAUCAACAGUGGGGAGCCCCCCACCACCAUACUGGAGUGACCCCAACUCGAAGGACACGUAGAGCUAUCAUCUGGUUAUCUGCCAGUGUUUCCAACUGCUCUGUAACCACCCCCCCCCCCAGCACCCCCUGCCCCCUCCCCCCAGUUCCUGACAUCGAAACAGCGGCUUUCCCCUUUUCCUUGAGACUCAGGAGGGCCCAAACAACCGCCUUUUGCUUUCUCUCCCUCCCACCGUGGGUGGAGGGAAGGGACCCAGCCUUCUUGUUCAGAGGCCCCACCGCCCUCCCCUGAAUCAGGCUGAGAAGGAACCAGCCGGCCCUUCCCUCCUCCUGGUUGUUUUCUUUCCCACCCAGUUUAUUUUUCGUCUCCCUUCCAGCCCGUCCCUCUGAAGCCAUUUUAUGAACCGUCAUGUGCCACCUGAGCCUCCAGUAAAAACGAAAACAGGCUUUUCUGUG